Messenger RNA from Lolium perenne, 1882 nucleotides. RefSeq lists its product as uncharacterized. NCBI's taxonomy places the organism in Eukaryota, Viridiplantae, Streptophyta, Magnoliopsida, Poales, Poaceae. The record is from RefSeq and is a predicted model, not a curated record. Gene Ontology annotation, biological process: microtubule cytoskeleton organization. Gene Ontology annotation, molecular function: microtubule binding.
AGGCAGCACACCCACGCACAGUGUUGACGCGUCCCCGUCUCGAACGAACUGGGUGGGUUGUCUUUCCUCCUUCAGUUGCCAGUGCCAUCACAUCCCAGAUUCACCUCCCGUGCUCGCUGCUCGCUUUCACCCGGCUGCCGCCCCGUCCCCCAUUCGUCCGCCCCACCCAAGUCUCCCCUCGCCGCCAGCGCCGCCGCUCCGCCCGCCGCCUCGACAAGGAGCUCCUCCUCCCCUCCGCUGGACCGGCGGGGAGCUGAAGAUCCGCCCGGACGCGCUUCUUCUUGCUGCUAGUUUCAGAAGAUUUUCUUUUGAGGUUUCUUGCUGCGGUGAGGCUCGAGGAUGUUGAGCUAGCUUAAGGACGUAGCUCGUGCAAGCUGCUGCGCUUGGAGCUCUGAUAAACCGGCCAACAGGGGAGUUCUGAGCUAAAAAUAUCCAAAGAUGGAUUCCGUGACCGAGGUUGCCGACACUAUGGGUGCAUUGGUCGUUGACAAUGAGGCGAGCGGGAAGUUUCUGUCCAAAGAUAGUAUAGAGGAGCAUAGAGAAGAACACGAUGCGCUGGCAGAUGUUGCGCAUUCGGGCGAGAGCGAGGUGAUCAAUCCGUCUGAGGAGGUGGGCGGGGAAGCCACAUCAGAAUCAGAGGUCAUACAGCCCCAGGUAUCCAAGGGAAGCCAAAGCCGUUCCCCUAAGGUGACCAAAUCACCGCGCCCGAGCCCACGAAGCGGCGAUAAGAGUCAGGCUAGGAAAAGCACUCCCAACUCUCCUUACACCAAAGCACCCAUUGCACGAGUGUCUGAUCCAGACUUAGUCGAUAGCUCUUCAAACAACGAUGAUGCCGAUGUUAAGAAAAAGGCAGAAACGAGCAGUUUUCGCCCAGUUGCCAAGGAGAGUUCACCGCUCGAGGACUCCAAGGAGAAGAAGAAAGCUCAGAAAGCAUCUAGCCAGCAUGUGGUAAAGAAGGAAGAAGAAUCUAAUUCUGAAAGAAUAAAGCCUCAGAGGGUUGGGAGCACCCCUUCAUAUGGGUUUGCGUUCAAAUGCAACGAGAGAGCUGAAAAAAGAAGGGAGUUCUACUCAAAGCUUGAGGAAAAGAUCCAUGCACAGGAAUUGGAGAAAAACAACUUGCAGGCGAAAUCAAAGGAAACAGAAGAAGCUGAACUCAAACAGUUAAGGAAGAGUUUGAAGUUCAAGGCAGCCCCGAUGCCCAGCUUUUAUAAGGACCCGCCACCUCCCAAGGUUGAGUUGAAGAAGGUCCCUACCACCAGAGCUAGAUCACCAAAGCUCGGUCGCUCAAAGAACACAACCUCAGCAGCCACGGAAGCAAGUACCAAUCCUUCAAGCCGUCCAGCUCGCCUGAGCCUCGACCAAAGGGCCUCCCAAAACAGCACCAAGACAGCACCUGCUGCAAAUGCCGUGAAGAAGCCCCAACGGAAAUCUCUCCCCAAACUGCCAUCGGAGCAAACAGGUUCUGUGGACAUCGCAGCGUCUAUAUCUUCUGCAGAACAGCUAGAAAUUAGCAUGUCAACAGCAGAUCCCAUUCGGGUGCCGAUCCGUGCUCAAGUUACUCCGGAUGAACAAGCACUCAACGAAUAGAAAACAGUCGAGUCGAGUCUUGUGGAAAGCGAGGGCCAUGCCUCAGCCUCCUACAUCUACAUUUUUGCUGUUCCGGUAGUAAACUUCUGGCUGGUAUCAUGCACUUCAAUUAGUGUAUUCACCAUGAGUUUGAAGCCAAUGUACUGUUUUAUCACCCUCAAUUCAUUGUUCAAAGAAUACAAUGGAAUGGAUACCUCCUGCUAUUGUUGUAGUUAGUAAAACAUUUGCAUCUGACUGUCACGUGUUUCAGGUCUACAAAUCACUUUUUCCACAUGAAUUCACCUGUUUUCCUUUA